CUAAGCAACCAAACACGGCGGUUGCUCAAGUAAAAUUUGCUUAGGGGACGGAAGCGAAGCUUCAUUCGCGAUAGUGCAAACGACACACACGAGGGAUUCUCAUUGAGAAUACAACUGGACGUUGGAGAACGUAACGAAAUGAACUUUUCGAUCAGCGAGACCAAGUGGGUAAAGCUCGGGAAGUCUCACGACUUCGUCUUCGUUGGAAAAGAGACUGUCGCAACAACCUCCGGCAUUUAUGUGAGUUUUUUGAAUCUAAACACGAGAGAAAGGCGGAUCGAGCGCUUCGAUUCCGAGGAAAGGGGCGACGGCGCGUCGUGCUUAGCUGGACAUCCCAUAGUUUCCAUGUUUUCCGUAGUCGAGAGGAAACCUAAUCCCAAGAUUUCGAUAUUUAUAUACCCGACGCUACAAAGGAUUUCCAGAUGCGUACUACCUGACAAGAUAAAUGGUUACUUAUUCUGUUACUUCGCUGGCACGGAGUAUCUCGUGAGUUUAACCACUUUCCCCGAUUUUCGUAUAAUCGUGUGGCACUGGAAAACAGGCAAACACGUCGCGGCGCUCAAUACGAAGAUAGUCAGCCUCACUCAAGAAAUUUCCUGCUCGCCGAAUCCACCGCACUUGGUAUCGCAACUUGCAGCAGCCGAUGGCUCACUUUCGGUCUAUCAGGUGCGCAUGUGCUCGAAAAUAGUAAGUAUACAUCACGUGGACGUGCCAUAUCCGGAACACAGAGUUGUGUCUUCGUCGUGGACCCCGGAAGGAAAUCUAUUCGUCUGCGACGAGCUCGGCAAUGUAUGGCUCAUGGCGAUAGAAGCUAACAAAUUAUACUCGGUAGUUAAAUUGGAAACGUGCGCACCACCGAGGAACAAACCGAUUGUCGUCGCUUACAGGAGCGGCGUGAUACUUGUGAACGCAGCCAGUGAAAUUACAUUUUACAAGAAGUUGUCAACCAACUGGGACGUGUCGUGGCAAUUCGUCUGGUCGAUUUCGACGACUUAUCAUUCCAUCCGGGCGGCGAAGCGGCACAGCUGCAAAGACGGGCUUCUACUCCACUCGAAAAGUGGAGAAAUUUUCGAGAUCAGCAUACAUCACGACAACGUCCCGCGCGUGGAAGUUAUAUACACAGACGAUAUGGAAUACAAAGCACUGCUUUCCAUCUCUCAACGCGCGGAUCACGUCGCUGCGAUAGACCAGCUGGAUCGUCUGUGCAUUUUCGAACUGUCGAGCGGCAAACUAAUAGCGAGAUUGUCUCUGAGACAUCACGGUGAAGUUCUUCGUGCAGAUUCACACCCUACCCUGCCGAUGCUCGCGUCGUGCAACGUUGCUGGCAGCUGCAUCUUCGUCGACGUCACGAGCGUCUCAUCGCCCAAGAUUUUCAGCUGCUUUCAUCUUCACAGAGACCCCUUGGACAAGAUGAAAUUCUCGCGCCGUGGCGAAUUUUUGGCACUUAGCAACUCCCGCACUGGCGAUAUUUUCAUCAUCGGCAAGCCGCUCAAACGGCAACGUGCGGAUGUUGUUGGCCACUUGGAAAUCGGCGGACACAUGAGACAGUUAUCUCUCGUGGUUGACUUUCUGGUGUACGAGAGGGGCGACGAUCGCUUCGAAAUCUUGGUCCUCGUAACGGCAAAUCCUGCCAUGGCUCCGGUUGGCGGCAACAAAGUGAUCGUGUACACCUGCGAGAUCUCCAGCGAUUUCUGCGCGCAUGCCACUUGCGUGAUAGAUCUAUCGCGACCCUUCAGAAUGCUGUAUCAUGGAUCGAGCGAGCCCCUGGGCAUAUUAGGCGUGCCGUCUCUCUCCAAACAGUUGUACCAGAUGGAGAUACAAAAUGACUUUCAAGACGUCGCUCUUACGAAAAGACUCUUCGCGGUGCAUCAGAUGAGGAAGAUCGGGAUGCACGUGACGGAAUCUCACGUCGUGACGUACGGCUACGACGGCUUAGUCGUGGUCAGGGACUCCGCGGACCUUGGGAGAGUGUUGGCGAUCUUGAUGCCGCAGCAUCGAAGCAAGGGCGGAGUAAAGUCCGCGAUCUAUUCGCGCCUCGGCGAAACGGUCGUCUCCCUCGGCAGGAACGGCGAUCUAGCUGCUAACCGAGUCCGCUUGCCGGAAACCAGAGCGAACUUGGUAGAGACCGAGGCUGCGAGCACGCGUUUGUCGAUGGAAGAUUUCUCUUACGGUCCGAGCGAACUUCACGGAAGGGAAACCUGGUUGGACAGCGUAAUCGCAGCCAAGCUCCAAGCCGAACGCGACGAAGCUCUGCUUGAGCGGGCUGCCAUCGUGGCCGACUUGAAGAGGAUAAAGGACCAGAUACGCGAGCUCCUCGAUAGGAACGAGAACAAGCCGCCAGACGUCCGGCUGCCGAUUUCGACCUUCGACUUGGACCGCCAGUUUCGGCAGCGGAAAAUAGAAGAGGCGCGCCUCGAGCGGGAGGAAUUGCAUCGAAGCCUCGAGGAGGAGUGCGUUCGACGAGAUCAGGUGGUGUCGUAUCUGCGCGAGAUAUUCUGGACACCGCUGCAGGUGAAGCCGUGCGCUCUCAGAUCCAUCGGCGGCGAUACGAAAGUCCAUAAUUAUCCCCUCGUCGCUUCGAGCCGGAAGACGAACGACUUUAAAAUAUGGGACAGACUCUCUUCGGACGCCGACGAAUUUGUAUACAGUUACGAAUUAGCAGACGACAAAGAUGAUUCAAGACGAGCAUCAUUGACAAGUCACUCCGAUGAUGAGUCUUCAACGGCUGACGACGGGAGGAGUAAAGUGCAUGAAAUGGCUAAGAAGUGGUACACGUCGACGGACGAAACCGAGAAGUCGCGUAUAUCAGGUGUUACGACUCACAAUUGGAUCGGGGAUGAAAGUUUAGCUCUAACGCAUCAGCUGUUAAUGCCAAGCAACAGUAAUCUGGAGACCAUCUUGAGCAACGACAUCAUGAUCGAAAGUCGAGAGCGUAAAUUAAAAGUGCAUUUCAACGAUCUCUUCGAGGAGAUGAGGCGCUCAAAGGAGCGCGAAUUAAAGCGCGCAAAGGAACGCAUCGAAAGACUUCGGUAUUGCGCUGCUGAGUUGAAGAGAAUGUUUGGAAUAGACUUCUCGCUGGGGCCGAUCGAAAUGCCGACCUGGAGCGUCGAUGAGAUACCCGAUUACGCAGUCACCGUAGACGACCGCGAAGUACUUGAGAACCGAUCGCGCCGGGGGAAAUGUGCAGUCGAGACUGUUAACAAAGACCACGAAGACGGGGAGAAAGGCGAAGGAAGUAACGAUUUUCACAUGAAAGCUCUCGAUAAAAUGAUGGAUGGUGUGCUGGAACUGAGUUGGGAGGAUGAGGUGAAGAAGGAGAUACCUGUGCCGAAAUGCCUGAUUGUAAGAUACCCUUGGAAACGCACCGUCAAGGACACUGUAGUCAUCACGGUAUACAAGUUCAAGAUGAACGUGCUGAAGAGGAAACGCGAGAAGUACAAAGCAAUGCUGCGGACCGAGAUAGCGGAGACGAAAGAGGCUCUGCAAAGAGACAUCUUGGCGUUUAACGACAAGUUGAAGGACCUCGAGCUGAAGAAGAUGCGGAUAGAAUGCGCGAUCUUUCAGGAAAGGUCCAUCAGGAUGCGAGCGAUUCGGAAGCACCGGGCCGAAGCCGACGACAGGCAGAAGAUCGCUCGUCUCAGAGACCAGCAACUCGCACCGGCGACGCAAGAGGCACGCGAGCUCGCCGAGGAAUGCAAUUCGCUGGAAACGGUGGUGUCCGAGCAGAAAGUGCGAUACGAUAACCUCUGCAAGGCCGAGAAGCGCCAGGAGGCCAAGUUCCGCGGCGAAUUCGCGGACCUGAAGCAGCCGAUGGUGGAGCACCUGCUCAGGCACUACAAGAAGCGGCCCAGGCUCGGUCGACUCACCACCACGUCCGUCACGUACUUGACGGAGGUGGCCAGGUGCAUCGUGAGCGGCGACAAGUCCGAGAUCCUGCCACGCGAGUGUCUGGAUUUCCUCAGGGCCAUGGACCUGAUGGACACGAUGCCCGGGAACUUGCCGCCGCAGAUUAACAUCAACCACUGGCGGAUGAUGUGCAGACUGAGAAGAGCGAAGGUCGAGUUGGAGACGAAGGUGAGAUGCUGCGCGGUGGAGACGGCCGAGGCGGAGCAGACCUUGUCGUUUUAUCAGAAGGCGAUGCAGUCGGCUGAUAACGCUGUGGCGUGCGAGAGAGCCAAGCUGGAUAAUGCGGAGAAGACCUUGGCGCGACUCGCGGAGAAGAUGGAGGUGCAGCUCGUCCUGAAAACAGGCCAGAUCGAAGUCCCGCUACGAGGCUGCCCCGCCGACUACGCGAACGCCGUUCUCGUGACCCGCGAGGAACUUCUACGAGUCAACAAUUGCAUCGUCGAGACCGGAAAACGGAAGCUGACGGCGAUGCACAGAUCCAUGUACUUGCGGAAGGUCGUGCUGCGGCACGAGUGGCAGCACGCUUGCGCCAAGAUGAUGUUGGAUGAUUUGCAGCAAGAGCUGAGAGACGUUUGUCAAUUCAAGAUCACGAGAAACAUCCUCGAACAUUUGAACAAUGAUCCUCAUAACGUAAAUCUCGAGAAGGAUUACGAGAAAAUGCGAGCCAAUUUGCGAAUAUUUCAAAACAAAUUUCGCGGAUUGGUGGAGCUUGAACAAACACGUCUGCGAGAAGCGAAGCUGCUGUCGGCCAAGUGGAGGAGGAAAACCGACCGAAUAUCGAGGGAAAUCCGAUCGAGAUCGUCGGACGUCGAGGAGUGCUACAAGAUGCUGAAGGAUCCGCGUCGCGAGAAAAACGAACAAUCUCGGCGGAUGAGACUGACGAUGAUCGCGAGGCGUACCAGGCUCAUUAUGAAAGUCGCGGAUAAUUACGAGCACCUGCUAAUCCUGCACGCUCGUUUGGAAGUCUUGAAGCUGCGGACUUAUCCGACGCUGAGAUGCAAAACGUAAAAAGAAAUUUUAAAAAGAAAGCGUCGCUUCGGCAGAAGGAGGCGAAGGAUACAUGAAUAUGCAGAAGGAAGGAAGAAAAAUGAGCGCCGGGUGCAUUGGACGCAUCGGAUGCAUGCUUAAUCGGUUGCGUAAGAGGAUUGCUGCGGCGACCGAAUUAGCUUCACAUAUUGCGUCGCUAUUUAUUAUUGCGGUCAUGAUUUUUCCUUUCUUUA
Messenger RNA from Harpegnathos saltator (Jerdon's jumping ant), 5126 nucleotides. Its product is annotated as cilia- and flagella-associated protein 43. Gene Ontology annotation, cellular component: axoneme. Gene Ontology annotation, biological process: cilium assembly. Lineage: Eukaryota; Metazoa; Arthropoda; Insecta; Hymenoptera; Formicidae. Bases 139 to 4914 code for a protein of 1591 amino acids. Gene Ontology annotation, molecular function: protein binding. The transcript is spliced from 18 exons. The record is from RefSeq and is a predicted model, not a curated record.